AUGCCAACAAAACGCAAAGGGGCUGAUUUGAACCGUAAUACAAGUAAAUCUCGAAGCUUGCGAAAUAGAAGAUCCGAAAGAACCGAAGAACAAAUCCAGCAACAAAAUACUGAUGCACGUGUCAGAAUGGCGCAAUUGCGUCAAGAAGAGUCAGAAGACACACGAGCUGAACGCAAUGAAGUAAUAAGAUUAGAACAACGACAAUCACGCCGUUUCACAGUCAAUAGACGCAGAACAAAUGACCAACAACGACAACAGGUACAUCGAGCAUUUACAUCUGAUUCAUUCCUGCGUCUAGCAUUCCAGUAUGAGCCCGAUAUUGAAUAUUAUGCUCAUUCAAAAGUGGUAAUUGGUGCUAUGGACAAGGAAUGUCCGCAUUGUCAUGCUCUGAAAUUCAAAAAUGAGCCAGCUGGGAUGUGUUGCGCGUCAGGAAAAGUGCAACUACCUGAAAUUGAAACACCAUCUGAACCAUUGAACGGUUUACUUAUCGGCACGGAUCCAGAUUCUAACGUGUUCCUGAAGUCAAUUCGAACAUUCAAUUCAUGCUUUCAAAUGACAUCGUUCGGAGCAACAGAAAUAGUUCGAAAUACUAAUGCAAAUGGUCAACAAUACAAUUCUACAUUCAAAAUCAGAGGCCAAGUUUAUCAUAAAAUGGGCUCACUGCUGCCAAUGCCAAACGAACCACAUACAUUUUUACAAAUCUACUUCAUGGGCGGCGAGGAUUCCGGAAGCGCACUUGCCAAUCGCGUGAAUGCACGUUGUGAUUAUAAUAACCUUGAUUCAUUUUAUGCCAGACGCAUCGUCAGCGAGCUGGAUGCUCUAUUGAAUGAGCACAACGAAUUGUUGAAAAUAUUAAAAUCACACAUGCACAAAUUACAAAGCGAUAAUCACGCUAUCGUCAUUAAUCCUGAUAAAACACCAGCUGGAGAGCAUAUUUGUAGAUUCAAUGCACCCGUUGUUGAUGAUGUUGCUGGAAUCAUGGUUGGCGAUCGUACAGGUGCACGAGAAAUUGUGAUUCGUAGAAGAAAUAAUAAUCUUCAGUUCAUUGCUGAUACACAUCGUUCAUAUGACGCUCUCCAAUAUCCGCUAAUAUUCUGGAAGGGACAAGACGGAUAUUGCAUAAACAUAAAACAACGAGAUCCCGUAUCAGGUACUUCAUUGAUUAUGAAUUUGAUCAUUAAUCAUUUAACAAAACAAUUAAAUUAUUGAACGUAAUUAAUUUAAAUUAAUUUUUAUGAAUAUAUUAUUACAGGAGCUGAAACAAACAAGAGCGUUAGCUCAAAGGAUUAUUAUGCGUACCGAUUAAUGAUUAGACGCGGCCUGGACAACGUCAUUCUACGAUGUCGUGAGCUUUGUCAACAAUUCAUGGUCGACAUGUACGCGAAGAUUGAGGGCGAACGACUACGAUACUUACGAUAUAAUCAACUAAAGCUGCGUGCGGAAGAGUACAUUCAUUUGCGAGACGCUAUCAACAACAACGCCGACGUCGCCGAAAUUGAUAACCAUGUAAUUUUACCAUCAUCGUACGUAGGCAGUCCACGUCAUAUGCAAGAAUAUAUACAGGAUGCUCUGACUUUCGUACGCGAAUAUGGACGACCAUGUUUAUUUAUCACGUUCACAUGUAACCCAAAAUGGCCAGAGAUUGCAUUUUGCUAUUGCCUGGCCAAAAUGCAAUACAUCGCCAUGACAUUACAGCACGUGUGUUCAGACAAAAGUUGA
This is a messenger RNA of Cinara cedri, 1719 nucleotides long. The record is from the annotation of a GenBank genome assembly. NCBI's taxonomy places the organism in Eukaryota, Metazoa, Arthropoda, Insecta, Hemiptera, Aphididae.